AUGUCGGGCACGCCGCGACCGUCGCAGAAGAAGCAGGCGUCGCUGAUGAGCUUCUUCACGCCCAAGUCGGCGAGCCCAGCGCGAGAGGCAAUCACCGCUGCAGCCAGUCUGCCAUCAAGGAAGCGACCGCUGGAAGAAGACACGGAUCAGGGGAAGGGCAAGGCGAGAUUGAGCACGAAGCCGGCGGGCAAGCGGGUACGAAGCAGGGUGCGGGCAGAGAAAGGAGCGACAGACGCUGCGGUAGACGUUGCGGCAGUCGAGGCGGUGUUGCCAUCAUCACCGCUGCGAAGCUCCGGACGGACCGAGCGAUAUGUGUACGAGGAGAAGCGAGAGCGGGCAGGGGAGGCAGAGGCAGAGGCAGAGGAGGAGGACGCGGCGACGCGGCGCAAGAAGGAGGAGCUGCACCGGCAAUUUGUGCGGAAGCUGGGACACCCGGACAGCCUGAUGCGAAGGAGGCGACGAGGCGGGGAGAGAACGGCUGUCCGCGACGUGGACGUUGCCGACCCGACGGAGGGCUCGGAGAUGGAGGUGGAGGGCGGCUCGGGCUCAGAGGCCGAGUCGGAGGCGGAAGAGGAGAAGCCGGCAAGAGGAAGCGGCAACAAGACGAAAAAGGGCAAGACCAACAAGCUGACGCCGAUGGAGGUGCAGUUCCUGGAGAUCAAGCGGCAGCACCCGGACACGCUGCUGGUGGUGGAGGUGGGCUACAAGUUCCGGUUCUUCGGCGAGGACGCGCGGACGGCGGGACGGCAGCUCGGGAUUGUGUGCGUGCCGGGCAAGAUGCGGUACGACGAGGACGCGUCGGAGGCGCACCUGGAGCGGUUUGCGUCGGCGAGUAUCCCGGUGCCGCGGCUAGCCGUACACGUGCGGCGACUGGUGGCGGCUGGCCACAAGGUCGGGGUCGUCCGCCAGAUGGAGACGGCCGCGCUCAAGAAGGCGGGCGACAACCGGAACGCGCCGUUUGUGCGCCGGUUGACGAGCGUCUACACCAAGGGGACGUACGUGGACGAGGAGAUGGAAGCGACCACGAGCGAAACGAGCGAGGCGAAGCAAAAUGGCGGCUACAUCCUCUGUCUGACCGAGACCAGCGUUCGUGGUGGCGGCAGUGGUGCGGACGAACGGGUCGAGAUCGGCGUGCUGGCCGUGCAGCCGACAACAGGUGACAUCCUGUACGACCAGUUCGAGGACGGCUUCCUCCGGAGCGAGCUCGAGACCCGGCUGCUGCACAUCGCCCCGUGCGAGCUCGUCAUCGUCGGCACGCUCUCGCGGACAACGGAGAAGCUGGUGCAACAUCUGUCGGGCAGCGCGGCCAACGUGUUUGGCGACCGGACGCGGGUCGAGCGGGUGGCGGGCAGCCCGACGGCGGCCAAGGCACACUCGGAGGUCGUGCAGUUCUACGGGAGGGUGGGUGGCGGUGAUGGCGAUCUUGAUCUCGACCGCGUCCUCGCGCUGCCCGAAGCCGUGACCAUCUGCUUGGCAGCCAUGAUUCAACACCUGGUCGAAUAUGGGCUGGAUCACGUGUUUUCGCUGACUAAGAACUUUGCUUCGUUUGCGACGCGCCAGCAUGUCCUACUCGGCGGCACCACGCUCGAGAGCCUGGAAGUGUACCGCAACGCGACGGACCACGGGCUGCGUGGCAGCCUGCUGUGGGCCGUGGACAAGACGCAGACGCGAUUCGGCCACCGGCUGCUGCGCAAGUGGAUCGGCCGGCCGCUGCUGGACGGCCGCGUCCUCGCCGCCCGUGCCGACGCCGUCGAGGAGCUGUUGGCCCGCGACACGGCUGCCGCCUCUGCCCGCCGCGACCGCCUCGACCGCCUGCUGGCUGCCAGCGCCCGCACCGACCUCGAGCGCAGCCUGAUCCGCAUCUGCUACGGCAGGUGCACGCGGUCGGAGCUGGCAGCCGUGCUGCAGGCGCUGCAGCGGAUAGCCGGAGCGUUCGAGGACGACGAGGGGGACACGGGACAUGGGCUUCGCUCCCCCAUUCUUCGCAACGCCGUCGCUGCUCUGCCGGCCGUCGGCCCCAUUGUCGGCCGCUUCCUCGACCAGAUCGACGUCGAUGCUGCCCGCCGCAACGACAAGUACGCCUUCUUUCGCGAGCCGGCCGAGACGGACGACAUGACCAGCCACAAGAUGGGCAUCGCGGCCGUCGAGCUCGACCUCGAGGCCCAGCAGACCGUCAUUGCCGAGACGCUCCAGACAGGGUCAAAAGCCAAAGCGAAGCCGUACGUGACCGUGGCUGGGAUCGAGUUUCUCGUCGAGGUGUCCAAUACGGAGCUGCGUCACGUGCCGGCCAGUUGGGCCAAGAUCAGCGGCACCAAGCGCGUAUCGCGCUUCCACCCGCCGGCCGUGGCCCGGCUGCUGCGCGAGCGCGACCAGCACCGCGAGGCCCUGGCGGCCGCCUGCGAUGCCGCUUUUGCUGACCUGCUGCGCGCCGUCGCCGCCUGCUACCAGCCGCUGCGCGACGCCGUCACCGCCCUGGCCACGCUGGACUGUCUGGUGUCGCUGGCCCGCGUGGCCGCGCUGCCGGGCUACGUGCGGCCGGUCGUGCUGGGCGAGGAUGACAGGGACAACGAAAAAGAGACGGCCCCGAGGCUAGUCAUCCGCGGCGGACGCCAUCCCGUGGCCGAGCACCUGCUGCCGGGGGGGUACAUUCCCUUUUCGACGGAGAUGGGGGGUAAAGACGAAGACGAAGACGAAAACGCGACAGCAUCCAAACCGCCCGCCAUCCUCAUCACCGGUCCCAACAUGGGCGGCAAGUCGUCGUUUGUGCGGGCGGUCGCGCUGCUGACGCUGCUGGCCCAGAUCGGCUCGUUUGUGCCGGCCGACGCGAUGGCACUGACGCUGGCCGACGCCAUCCACACGCGCAUGGGCGCGCGCGACAACCUGUUCGCGGGCGAGUCAACCUUUAUGGUCGAGGUGUCCGAAACGGCCGCCAUCCUGCGCGCCGCCACCGCCCGCUCGCUCGUCGUGCUGGACGAGCUCGGCCGCGGCACCAGCACCCACGACGGCGCCGCCAUCGCCCACGCCGUGCUCGAACACAUCGCCCGCGACGUCCGCUGCCGCACCCUCUUCAUCACCCACUACCAGAGCCUCGCCCGCGUCGCCGACGGGCUCGUCGAUCACGCCGGACUCCCCCUCGUCCAGAACGUCCACAUGCGCUUCGCCGCCCGGAACCGCGGCCUGGUCGGUGAUGCUGGAAAGGCCGAAAUGAAAAACACUGAAAACACUGAAAACUCCGAAAACCCCGAAUCCCCCGACACCGACACCGACAACACCGAAAUCACCUUCCUCUACGAAGUCGCCCCCGGCAUGGCCCACCGCUCCUACGGCCUCAACGUCGCCCGCCUCGCUCGCCUCCCACAGCGCGUCAUCGCCGUCGCCAACCGCAUGUCCCGCGAGAUGGAACACAACACCCGCGUCCGCCGCCUCCAGGCCGCCGCUCACCUCACCGCCGACCUCCUCGCUCACCCUCAGCAGCCACUUUCGGCAGCCUCCAUCGCAGCAAACCGUCUCCAACUCCUCGUCUCCACCAUUGAGCAGCUCUGA
Molecule: messenger RNA, 3543 nt
Organism: Grosmannia clavigera kw1407
Lineage: Eukaryota; Fungi; Ascomycota; Sordariomycetes; Ophiostomatales; Ophiostomataceae
Product: DNA mismatch repair protein msh3
Exons: 1
Coding region: 1-3543 (1180 amino acids)
Biological process (GO): mitotic recombination; mismatch repair
Cellular component (GO): nucleus
Molecular function (GO): ATP-dependent DNA damage sensor activity; mismatched DNA binding; ATP binding
Source: RefSeq, a predicted model, not a curated record